Messenger RNA from Sabethes cyaneus, 11189 nucleotides. RefSeq names its product cell adhesion molecule Dscam2 (gene Dscam1). Gene Ontology annotation, molecular function: cell-cell adhesion mediator activity. The transcript is spliced from 24 exons. Gene Ontology annotation, cellular component: plasma membrane; axon. The record is from RefSeq and is a predicted model, not a curated record. The coding region runs from base 386 to 6433 and encodes 2015 amino acids. Lineage: Eukaryota; Metazoa; Arthropoda; Insecta; Diptera; Culicidae. Gene Ontology annotation, biological process: homophilic cell-cell adhesion; dendrite self-avoidance; axon guidance.
GUUAAAAAGUGUAUUUUUUCGUGUGUUUCAGGUAGAGAAAGCACCCCAAUCCGUUUGGGGGUGGCUCGCGGUAGCACCCUUAUCUGUCACGCAAGGAUAAAAGAGAACGUCUCGUUUCCUCCUACCCGCAAUCGUUAUCGUCGCAGUUGUCCUUUCGACGGGCAACGCGCAGCCCUACGGUGUGUUUCCUUUGCUAGUGCCUGUUAUCGUGAGCGUGUUUUUGCAGAAGAAAACAUCCCAAUCCUAGUGAGUCUCCCCUGAGGGGGGAGGAAUCGCCUCGCUAAACAGCCGUUUUCUCGGUUUUCUGCUGCUGGCAAAUACGCUAGCUGGUAGUUUAAUCUGACGAUCGAGAGUACAGGGAAGUGAAAAAACAGACUAUUUCGCGAUGACCCUUUACUGUGCGGCGACAAUGUUCUCGCUAGUAGUGUGUAUGAUUUUGCUAAGUGGCUUCAAUUGCUUAAACGCGGUUGAAGCGGCCUCGAAAGUGGACGACUCGAAAGGACCGGUUUUUCUCAAGGAACCAACCAACAGGAUCGAUUUCUCCAACUCGACCGGUGCCGAAGUGGAAUGCAGUGCUACCGGAAACCCCCCGCCGGAGAUGAUCUGGAUUCGCAGCGACGGUACGGCCGUCGGUGAAGUUCCCGGAUUGCGACAAAUUUUGCCGAAUGGCAAUUUGGUUUUCCCCCCGUUCCGUGCCGAAGAUUACCGACAGGAUGUACAUGCCCAAGUUUAUGCCUGCAUGGCUAAGAAUCAAUUCGGAUCGAUCAUUUCGCGCGAUGUCAAUGUUAGAGCUGUUAUCAAUCAACACUACCAGCCGGAAAUAUUGACGGAAUAUGUGAUUCGUGGAAAUUCCGGUAUUCUCAAGUGUUCGAUUCCUUCCUUUGUUUCGGACUUUGUUCGCGUUGAAUCCUGGAUCGACGAGGAGGGCGUGGAAUUGGCUUUAACCGAAGAUUACGAUGGUAAAUACAUGGUUCUACCGUCCGGCGAGCUGCAUAUCCGUGAAGUCGGACCAGAAGAUGGCUACAAAAGUUAUCAAUGCCGAACCAAGCACCGACUGACCGGAGAAACUCGGCUAUCCGCUACCAAAGGACGUCUAGUGAUUACAGAACCCUUGGCAAGCAUUGCCCCUCGUCUGACGUCCGGCGAUAAAAGCCGGAACCUGGAGGUUAGGAAUCGGGACAACAUUACUCUGCUCUGCCCGGCUCAGUCCUAUCCGAUGCCUGUGUUUAGAUGGUACAAAUACAUUGAAGGAACCACCCGCAAACAAGCGGUGGUACUGAACGAACGCGUCAAACAGGUCUCCGGAACGCUGAUCAUCAAGGAUGCCGUGGUGGACGAUUCGGGCAAAUAUCUAUGCGUGGUCAACAAUUCCGUCGGUGGAGAAAGCGUGGAAACAGUGCUCACCGUAACCGCCCCGUUGGCCGCAAAAAUCGAACCACGCACCCAAACCGUAGACUUUGGCCGACCGGCGGUGUUUACGUGCAAAUUUUCCGGCAAUCCGAUCAAGACUGUUUCGUGGAUGAAGGAUGGCAAAUCGCUCGGUCACAGUGAUGCCGUACUGCGGAUAGAGUCGGUCAAGAAGGAAGACAAGGGAAUGUAUCAGUGCUUUAUCCGAAAUGAUCAGGAAAGUGCGCAGGCCAGCGCGGAACUGAAGCUUGGCGGACGAUUUGAUCCACCGGUGAUUCGAGAAGCUUUUCCAGAAGAAACUCGACACCCCGGACCAUCGGUAUUUCUGAAGUGCGUUGCUGGAGGCAAUCCAACGCCGGAAAUUUCCUGGGAACUGGAUGGAAAGAAAAUUACCAACAGUGAGCGGUAUCAGGUCGGUCAGUACGUGACGGUAAAUGGGGAUGUAGUGUCGCAUUUGAACAUCAGUUCGAUCCACUCGAACGAUGGUGGUUUGUACAAGUGCAGCGCCAGCAGUAAGGUCGGCGUAGCGGAACAUUCGGCAAAGUUGAACGUGUACGGGCUGCCUUACGUGCGAACCAUGGAGAAAAAAUCGAUCGUGGCCGGUGAGACGCUGGUCGUCACAUGUCCGGUCGCUGGAUAUCCCAUUGAUUCGAUUGUAUGGGAGAGAGAUAACCGUCAAUUGCCAAUCAACCGUAAGCAGAAGGUAUUCCCCAAUGGAACACUAAUCAUCGAGAAUGUGGAGAGGAAUUCGGAUCAAGCUACGUACACAUGCGUUGCUAAGAACUCAGAAGGCUACACCGCACGGGGGACACUGGAAGUUGCUGUCAUGGCCCUUCCCAUCAUCAAUCCGUUCCACUUUGAGGAAGAGAUCGACUCGGAGGAAAGUGUUCAGGUGACUUGCCACGUUUCGAAGGGUGACCUACCGGUAGAAAUCACUUGGUUGUUCAACAGCAAACCGCUGAGAAACGAUCGGGGAGUAAUAAUUCAGCACUCCGGGCGUCGGGUUAGUACACUGACGCUGGAAUCUAUUCGAGCAUACAAUGCGGGAAACUAUAGCUGCGUAGCGAAAAAUGUGGCCGGAAGUGUUGAACAGAGUGCCGAACUGAUUGUUAAUGUACCACCAAGGUGGAUCCUCGAACCGACCGAUAAGGCUUUCGCACAAGGUUCCAAUGCUAAAGUUGAAUGCAAAGCCGACGGAUUCCCGAAGCCCCUGGUUAGCUGGAAAAAGGCAAUCGGUGAUACCCCUGGAGAAUACAAAGAUCUUCGCUCGAACGACUCUAGCAUUCGGGUCGAGGAAGGAUCACUGUUCAUUAACAAUAUUCAGAAAUCGAAUGAAGGUUACUAUCUGUGCGAAGCAAUUAACGGUAUUGGCUCGGGUCUGAGUGCUGUUAUCCAGAUUACUGUUCAAGCUCCACCAGAAUUUACCGAGAAGCUGCGCAAUCAAACAGCCCGACGAGGUGAACCAACUGUAUUGCAAUGUGAAGCCAAAGGUGAAAAACCGAUCGGUAUUCUGUGGAACAUGAACAAUAUCCGUCUGGACCCGAAGUCGGACAAUCGCUACACUAUCAGAGAGGAAAUUCGUCCCGAUGGUGUUAUGUCAAGUCUCUCGAUCAAGCGAACGGAACGAAGCGAUUCGGCACUGUUCACUUGCAUGGCUACGAAUGCGUUCGGAAGCGAUGACUCCAGCAUCAAUAUGAUCAUUCAGGAAGCUCCCGAAAUGCCCUAUGCACUGAAAGUUUUGGACAAAUCUGGUCGAACCGUGCAGUUGAGCUGGGCUAAACCGUACAGUGGCAAUUCACCGCUUAAGCGAUACAUUAUCGAGUUCAAGCGCUCUCGAGGAACUUGGGAGAAUGAUGUUGAUCGUGUUAUCGUACCGGGUCACACCAAUGAAGCUCAAGUACAGAAACUAAGUCCCGCUACAACCUAUAACAUUCGAAUUGUUGCCGAAAACGAAAUUGGAGUGUCAGACUCGUCGGAGGUAGUAACAAUCAUUACGGCCGAGGAAGCACCAUCCGGAAAACCGCAGGCAAUCAAAGUCGAACCCAUCAAUCAGACGACGCUGCGAGUUAGCUGGAAGGCACCACCGAGAGCCGAAUGGAAUGGUGACAUCCUAGGAUAUUAUGUUGGAUUUAAACAAACGUCGCAAAAUUCUUCCUACAUCUAUGAGACGGUAAACUAUUCAUUGGAAGGUGGAGAAGGCAAGGAGCACAGCUUGGAAAUCAAUAAUCUGAAAACAUACACCCAGUAUUCGAUCGUGAUUCAAGCUUUUAACAAAGUCGGAGCAGGUCCGAUGAGCGAAGAAGAAAAGCAAUACACUGCUGAGGGAACUCCUGAUCAACCACCAAGUGACACCAUGUGCACCACUCUGACUUCUCAGACGAUCCGCGUAUCCUGGGUCAGUCCCCCACUAGAAUCGGCCAACGGUGUUAUCAAGGGAUACAAAGUUGUCUACGCUCCAAGCGAACUGUGGAAUGACGACAAGAAUAAGGAUUAUAAGAAGACUGCUUCAAGCGAUACUGUCUUGCAUGGUCUGAAGAAGUAUACCAACUACACGAUGCAGGUUCUAGCUACUACCUCAGGAGGUGAUGGUGUUCGAAGUGCUCCAAUUCACUGCCAAACCGAGCAAGAUGUACCGGAGUCUCCAACUGCUGUAAAGGCCCUUGUCAUGUCGGAAGGAUCCAUUCUAGUUUCGUGGUUACCACCUUCACAACCAAAUGGAGUUAUCCUACAAUAUACCGUGUACAUCAAAAAUGGCGAUCAGGAACCCAAGAGCCACAAAGUACCAGCCUAUCAGAUGAGCUAUGAAGCUUCGGGUCUUGAGAAGAGCCUACAAUAUGACUUCUGGGUCACCGCAAGUACAACCAUUGGCGAAGGUCAACGAUCGAAAACACUCCAAGCCAAGCCUAGCGACAAAGUUCCGGCAAAGAUUGCUUCAUUCGAUGACAGCUUCACGGCGACAUUUAAAGAAGACGCUAAAUUGCCUUGCCUCGCCGUUGGAUCACCCACCCCAGACAUCACGUGGAAAAUCAAGGGACAGGAAUUUGUUGCCAACGAACGCAUACGACAACUACCCGAAGGCUCGCUCUAUAUCAAGGAUGUUAUCCGACAGGAUGCCGGAGACUACACGUGCACUGCCGAAAAUUCGAUCGCCAAAGACUCCAUUACCCACCGACUAAUUGUUCUUGCACCACCACAAUCUCCGCAAUUAACCCUCACUGCCACAACCACAGACUCGCUAGCUGUUAAGCUGAAGCCACACGAAUCGGACACUGCACCGUUGCAAGGCUACACCCUGCACUACAAACCGGAAUUUGGCGAGUGGGAAACCAUCGAUGUGGCACUGGAAGCCCCCAAAUAUACCAUCGAAAACCUAUACUGCGGAUCUCGGUACCAGGUCUAUGCUACCGCAUACAAUACGAUCGGAGCUGGAGAACCAUCGGAUAUUCUUAACACACGAACAAAGGGUUCAAAACCAUUGCUGCCGGAAAAGUCACGUUUCAUCGAAGUUUCAUCCAACUCGAUUACACUGCAUCUGCCAGCCUGGAAGGAUGGUGGUUGCCGGAUGUCGCACUUUGUCGUAGAACACAAGAAAAAGGAUCAAGUCGAUUGGAAUCAAAUUUCGAACAACGUUAAGCCGGGUGGUAACUUUGUUGUACUAGACCUGGAACCCGCAACUUGGUACAACCUAAGGGUAACUGCUCAUAAUAACGCUGGUUUCACUGUAGCCGAGUACGAAUUUGCCACUCUCACCAUUACCGGAGGCACGAUCGCCCCCAAUCUGAGCUCGAUUCAGCCAGGUGUUGCGUACCCGCCCUGGAUCCCCCACUGGAUCGAUCUGAACGUAAUGGUCCCACUGAUUGCGACUGUUAUCGUGGUGGCGGUCGGUGUGCUCGUGAUAUGCGUAGCGAUCUCACGCCGACGAGACGACGAUCCACGCUGCGGCCCGAAGGAUGUUUACUAUGACGUCGUGUAUAACCAAUCAAUGGGACCGGCCGGAGCGGCUACACUGGACAAACGUCGGCCAGACAUUCGCGACGAACUGGGCUACAUUGCUCCACCGAACCGAAAGUUACCUCCGGUGCCCGGAUCUAACUAUAAUACCUGUGAUCGUGUCAAGCGCGGAACCGUGAUAAGCCAUAAUCCUUCUAAAUCAAAUCACUCGACCUGGGACCCACGCCGACCUCUUUACGAGGAACUGAAGACAGUUGUGCCUCCGCCGCCUAGACGAUGCAACCAUCCACCAGCGUGUUACGGCAUGGAGGAUGAAAUCUGCCCGUACGCAACCUUCCACCUGCUGGGCUUCCGCGAAGAGAUGGAUCCAACCAAGGCAAUGAACUUCCAAACCUUCCCGCACCAGAACGGCAUGGGAGGCCCAGGGCACAUGGGAACGAUGGGUUCCAACAUGGCGAUGCAGGUGCCGAACCACGUGCACUCACGUUCCGGAUCACAGUCAAUGCCACGCCAGAACCGGUAUGCACGCAAGAACAGCCAAGGAGGACAGAGUAGCAUCUACACACCGGCGCCGGAGUAUGACGAUCCAGCUAACUGCGCGGAGGAGGAUCAAUAUAGACGCUACACUCGCAUCAACUCUCAGGGUGGAUCUAUGUACUGCGGACCUGGUCCCGAAUACGACGAUCCAGCUAACUGUGCUCCAGAAGAGGAUCAGUAUGGAUCGCAGUACGGUGGAAACUAUGGUACACCAUACGAUCACUACGGAUCACGAGGAUCUGUUGGACGACGCAGUGUGGGAUCUCCGGAACCCCCACCACCCCCGCCAAGAAACCACGAUACCAGCAAUUCGUCUUUCAACGAUUCUAAAGAAAGUAACGAAAUUUCGGAAGCCGAAUGUGAUCGAGACAAUGGCCCUCGGGGCAACUAUGGCGUUACGGCCAAAUCCACCGACGCCCUCAAUGCCGAGGAGACUGAAAAAUUACUGAAAAGAAACGAAGUCAAACCCAAGUACGCCAAACAAACAGCAGCCCCCGCCGGUACAGGACUCACAGCCUACGAUACUAUGGCAGUGUAAUCUGUAAAUGGUCAACCAAACGACCAGUGACGAGUAGCAGCCAACGGACGGCCGCCAACCAUCAGUAGGCCUCCGCUAGAAAGAUCAAUAGACAACCCCCAUGCUUCCAGCUCAUCACAAUCCAUUUCCCAGCUCCAAAAUCCUUUUACCGGUCCUGUCUGCUAGACUGAUCCGCCGAACUUAUACAAAAUAAAUGAUGACUCGCACCACAGUUACGGGACCAUCCGGCGGAACUCACUGUCACUGUGGCGCAAGCGGCAGAAAUCAAACUUUCGCUGAAUCAUCAAAACAUCAUCCUCAUCAGCAAUCAGAUCCGAGCAGAUUGUCGUCUAUUGUACAAUUAUUCUUACAGCAAACAAACUUGUAUCGAUCACAUAUGGUUUGAACCCAGUGUCUGUCUAUGUACGUACAUAUAAGUGUAAAGUCUUCACAAUGAGUGUAAUCUAGGUUUUAUUCAUUUAACUGUUUUAAUUAUUUGUGAUAGCAGCUAGGUUUACGAGCGAAACGAAAUCUGAAUCCGGAAUAUGAUUGCACCGGUAAUACCCAACUCACAUGUAUAUCGAACCAAGAGCAUGAUAAAGCCAACUAAUCCUGACCCUACUCAAAUUUUACCGAAACAAGAAAUAAACAUCACUAGAAUCACUAUCAAUUUACAACCUUAAGUAAGAAAUUCUACCUUUAACCGACAGCUAUAAUAUACAUACAUUUUAGAUUCCUUCGAUGAUACACAAGCACGAUAGCCCGAGCCGAGGAGCGGCCGGAUAGUUUGAAAGUAAAACAAAAAAAAAAUAAAAUAAAAUUUCAAAUCAAUCAAAUAUAGCAACCAAUCAUCUAGCGAUGAUAGUGUUACAUGAUGUAAUUUAGAACUGCCACCGCACAAGCAGAUCAGGCAGAGCAUAAAUGCAUUAUACAUACAUGCAUUAUACACACACACCACAACAAAUAUCGCCCCCUUGCGGCGGCAUAUGGUAUUAGGCAAGCUAGAAAGAGUGAGAUAGCCCGACGGCGACAAUGAGAGAGAAAACGAGAGAGCGAUAGAGAGAAGGAUGACCUAGUGUAAGAGUUUAUCAAUCAUAUAUAUGCAUGGUAACCACACACCCUGCCACCGCUACUGAAUAAAAACGUGAAUGUAAUUUCCUCGUCCCACUAGUCCUACUAGUAUCGAAUAAUGUGAGGCACCGCUAUGUGAACAAUUUAGCGUAACACGACGGUAACUUAUAUUUCACCGUCGCGUCGCGUCAGUCGAUUUGAUGAAAUGUAGUAGGACAAGGAUGGCGUUAUAUGAAAGCUGCGCGAGUUGGUUGUCUCAGGACGGAAAAGCUGUAGAGCACAGCGCUUAUUUUUGGGUUUGAAAAGCUGAUGGCCUGCUAUGUUAUGUGUGGUUUUAGACUCAUAAGUUUUUCUUUUGUGCUUAUAUUAUUUAACACACAGGGUAGAAACAAAAAUCUAAGCUUUAAUUUUUUUGCUUCCAUAUGCGAGCAUAUCUUUAGUGUUUUUAAAGUUUAAUUUAAUAGGUUUAGGUUCUAGGCUGCGCCUGCCCAUUCCGGUGGGGCUGCCCAGUCAAACGUUUACGCGGUAGAGUCGAUUAGGAUAACAACAACCAGAUGCUGUGAGAAAUGAAAAUACCAAAAAAUGUUAAACGAACAAGACAUGAGAUAGGGGAACGACGAUUGCUCAAUUUUUCUACCAAGUACGUGGAUGCCCUUCCAUACUGCAAGCAAAACAAAAAUGGGAGGGAGAUGAAUGUUUGUUAAGGUGCGUUUAGACUGGGCAAUUUUUUGGAAACAUGUGGAAUGCAACAUGUGGUGUGCAGCAUGUUGUUAGUUGUUACUCAAUGUUGCUCUGUCGCCACCUGAACAUUUGUUAUACGUUGCCAUGCUGCUUGGAAACAUCGGGCAACAGUUUGGAAAAAGUUGCCUGCCACAUGUUGCCAAUCUAAACGCACCUUUAGAGCUAACAAGAAAAAAAAACGAAAAACGAGCACCCAAAUGUAGCGUUAGAGAGCUUUCCGGUAGAAAAAAAGAUUCGUAGUACAUAGCGCCCUUGUUCGAUGUUAGAACUAAUUUAUGCUUAUGUAACCGUUUUUAAUUUUGGAAGUGACCAACAGGUAGAUCAAAAACGAAAAUACAGGAUUGACCAAAAAUGAUCCAGAAUUAAAGCAAGAAUUUUUCUUAUAAAAGAGCUUAUGAAUUUUAGAUUUCGAAUACAGAUUGAAUUGCAGCAAAAUUUCCGAUUUACUUUUACUUACAUUUUUGGCAACUGGACAAUGAUAUUAAAAUUACCUGUGAUGAGGUUUCCCAGCAGGUCACUAUCACUUUUUAUGUCAACUCUGUACUAUUAGAUAUUAACGAUCCACUUUGCGGAUAAUCUUGUCCUCCAUAUUUCCUUUACACCAGUGAAUAAAUUUAAAUUUGCGUAAAAACUCUGUCCACAAAUAAAAAAUGGUUACCCACUUUUCCCACAUGUAAAACUUUCUCAAAAAGCUUGGUUAAUUUUCUAUACCAACGCACAGGUUGCUACGUUCACCUUCAAUUUCGUUAUGAACAUUACAAAGUCUCAUUUAGGAUCCAACCAGAUUAACCGUCAAUGAAACGGUACGUCAUUGAAUUGUGUGAAUUGUAAAAGCCGUUUCAACUUCAAAUUUCUCGAUUUUAGUCAUAAUAGCACACUAACCAUUUCUACAUUUAUGGACAGAACUUUCGCUCUUCGGAUGCCUUCCCUUCCAUACUCUGACGGUUGUGAAUUAGGUCCAACCCUUUAAAACUGCCUUCGAUAUCGGUUCGAUUCCUCGAGAUGACGCGUCCUUCGAAAGAGAUUAGCUUAUAUGUAUUAUUAUCCGAACUACACCGUAGCAACUGUACUAGCAGUAGAGAAAGUAAAAUCGCACUCGCAACGUCUGUCCUGAGAUAACCACUAAUCGAUACAACAAUAGCGUGACAAAACGGGCAAAUUAAGAGCAAAUGAAGAAGCAUUUAUAUAAAUAAUAUUAUCCUUUUUGCUAGGUAUGUUUAUAUAUAACUAAUAACGACUACAAGUUACUGUAAACGAUUAAAAUACUUCCUACUCAAGUAACCCUUAACACGCAUACACGCAAGAUGAAAGGAAAAAAAACUCUUGGACUCAGUUAUUACGAAAUAUACUAACACAAAAAUUAAUAAAUCACUUUUGUAAUUUAUUGAAUAAUAGACAAGUAAGAGUAUAGGAACAAAUUUUUAUACUGUGUGAUGAAAUUUUUCGGUACACUUAAGUUUUCCAUUCUUCCGCUUCUUUGUAAAAAUUAUACUUCUGUACUUUGUAAUGUCUGUUUUUUGAAGUUCGAAGAUCUGAUGAAAAAAAAACAAAGUGAUUGAACAAAUUUAUUUGGUAAACAAAAAAAAGUAAACUAAAGACUAUCGUGAUGAACAAAAUUAUUGCUGAGAAUAAACUCUACCAAGCAUAUAACUGUAUCGCAUUUGGUACUAAACUUAGUAUACCCACAGCAGACAUGACAUACCGCAGAUUCAAAAGAAACAAAAUUAAGCAAACAAACCUAUAGUAAAGUUACUGGAUAAACAAAUACCGAUGUUGAUUGAACUAAAACAAAAUUAUAGAACUUAGCAAGUUGAAAGAAAAAAAUUGUACUGUUUGGACAAAAGAAACAAAAAAAAACUAACGAAACAAGUAAAACCACAGAAAUCAAAUAUUGAAAGUUGUUUGGAACAAAACUCAUGUAGCAAAUCGAACCACGAGCAGUUAUACAUUUACAGACAUUCCUAGUCCUCCUACCCGCCACUUUUCCGAACCGUUUCGUAUUCUUCUGCAGAAUGAUGCAUAUAUUCUCUAGUCAAAAUUUCAGCUUGAACGACUAACAUACCGGACGUUUUAGGUCCUGUACCCGAGUGCCAUAACCAUUAAACUGUCAGUUGUAUCGUGCAUUUUACCUAUUCAAUGCCAUUUUGUUUUACCUAUCCAUUAAACAACGAUUCUUCUCUUGAAUAACACAUAUAGAAAAAAAACGCUGCUCGAUACAAACAAAACAAAUUAAUCAAAACACAUGCAAUUGUGUACAAAGUCAUUACGUAGUUGUUGCGUUGCCUCUCCCUUGCUUAGAAAUUGAUGAGUCAAUAUAUUUCUAAAACGAUCCAUCACAAAACGAUACGAACAGCGCGCAGAAAUGGAUGAUGAUAGUUGGUUUAGUGUGGCUCAAACAAUAUUAUCUACUUUCAAACUUACAACAGGUCGUUCGAAUAAUAAUUUACCGCAGAGCCACAUUAUUAAGUAGCAUUUUACCACACAGACAGCUUAGUUGCUAGCAUUAUUAACAUUCUAACGACAUAGCCGCUUCAGCUGUUGAUGAAAAUUGUCACGAAAGUUUUCAGCAAUGGGCGAGUUAGCGGAUAACACACAAACGAUGAUUUUUAAACGUAAAAUAAACUUUUCCAUGCUGCGAUACGGUAUGAAUUAAAAAAAAAACGAUGAUAUAUGAGACAGCGCAAACCAACAAAUAAUAACCCAUCAAAUUGAAUGUAGUUGUAUCAGCUCGCUUUACUAUGGAAUCAGAAGUAACAAACCGAAGGAAAAAAACUCUUAAAAAUCGCAACUGGCAAUUAACAUUUAAAAAAAAGUCAAGCAUGAUUAUUAUCAUUAAAAUCAGCUAAAAAAUAUUGAUAGCAAACAAAACAGCAAACAACAUCUAAUUUGUGAAAUCGUAAUGAAGAAAGUAACGUACACACAGACACAAGUGAAACAACUGAAUCAUUAUAAAAUAAAUUCGAAA